AUGACUGUCCCGAACAACGCCACCGCGACCGAAUAUCCCAGUCCACUGCGAUUAACCAUUACUGUAUUCGCUCUCUUCCUGGCUAUCUUCCUCACAGCACUUAAUCAGACGAUUAUUGGAACAGCUAUUCCCAAAAUUACUGACCAGUUCAACAGCGUCGGUGAUAUUGGCUGGUAUGGUAGUGUCUACUUUCUGACGGGCACCGCUCUACAGCCAGCGUACGGGCGGAUGUACAUGCUGUUCGAUGUGAAGUGGUCUUUCCUCGUGGCCAUCUUUAUCUUCGAGUUGGGCUACCUCAUCUGUGCAAUUGCUCCCAACAGUGCCACCCUGAUCGGGGGUAGGGCUGUGGCUAGAACGGGAGUGGGUGGCAUCUUCUCGGGCGCCUUGGUUAUCCUCUCGCUGACUGUUCCUCUUAAGAAACGUCCGACCAUUUUCGGGCUGUUCGGUCUGGUUUGGGGUCUGGCAUCGGUCGUCGGACCAUUGCUAGGCAGAGCAUUUACCGACGGACCCAGCUGGCGCUGGUGCUUCUACAUCAAUCUCCCAUUUGGUGCCGUUUCCGUUGCGGUUAUCGUUCUCAUUUUGCACCUACCCAAGACCGCCCCAACCGGACGAUCUUUGCUCCAGCGAAUUCUCGAUUUAGACCUGAUCGGCAUCACCCUUCUUCUCCCCACAUUGAUAUAUAUGUUACUCGCUCUGCAAUGGGGCGAAAAGGCAACGCUGCCCCCACGGAUCAUGGAAAUGCGUACGAGUAUCUCUCUCAGCUGUUUCUCAUUCGGAUGCGGCGGCGCAUACUACCUCCUCAUGUACUACCUCCCAAUCUACUUUCAAGGUGUACGGAAUGUUUUCGCAGUGCACUCUGGAAUCGACAUUCUCCCGAUAUUGGUAGCACAGUCCAUCUCGUCCGUCGCCAUUGGAGCCGGUGACAGUGCGACGACGGGCAUCUCCACCGGAAAGUGGAUCGGAUAUCAGAUCCUAACUGGGGUUGGCGUGGGCGCCGGAUUUCAGAUCCCCAUGACGGCUAUUCAGACAAUCUUGGAACAAGCUGAUAUUCCCAUUGGAUCUGCAGCCGUAGUUUUCUUUCAGAGCUUAGGUGGUGCGAUUGUUAUCUCUGUCGCGAAGUCCAUGUUCGAGAACAGUAUUGUCAAGCAAAUAUCCGAGACCGCACCGGAUGUUUCUCCAAGGCUUAUCUUAGAUGCGGGUGCCACGGCAUUUCGGACGGCCUUGGAGGACGCAGGACAUAUAGAUGAGCUGGAAGUGGUGUUGGACGCGUAUAUGACCGGUCUAAGAGAUGUCUUUUGGGUGGCCUUGGCGUUGGCUCUCUUUGCUUUCGUCUCUUCCUUACCUCUGGAAUUAAGAAGCGUGGAGCAGAGUGGGAGGGAGACAACAAAGGAGGGUGUAGCAUCGACUGAGGAAGAUGGCGCUGUAUAA
This is a messenger RNA of Aspergillus welwitschiae, 1428 nucleotides long. Its product is annotated as MDR family MFS transporter. The transcript is spliced from 5 exons. Lineage: Eukaryota; Fungi; Ascomycota; Eurotiomycetes; Eurotiales; Aspergillaceae. Bases 1 to 1428 code for a protein of 475 amino acids. Gene Ontology annotation, molecular function: transmembrane transporter activity. The record is from RefSeq and is a predicted model, not a curated record. Gene Ontology annotation, biological process: transmembrane transport.